AUGAGCUGCGGGAUUUGUGUUGUUAUAGGAGGCUGUGGUUUUUUGGGAACAAAUUUGAUACCUCUUUUAUCCUCCAGAGGGUAUAAAGUGCGGGUAUUUGACAUUGUGCGUCCAAAAGAACAGCUUGUUGACGUUGAGUACAUGUCCGGGAGUCUUUUAGAUUUAAGAAGAUGCCUAACAGAAGAUGUUUCAGCUGUCUUUCUACUCGCAUCUCCACCUCCACUAUGUCAAGAUGAAAAACUAUUUAUUCAGGUCAACUAUUUUGGGACUAAGAAUGUUAUUAAUGUCUGUAAAGAAGCAAAAAUUCAAACUGUUUUGGACGCAAAUUCUCCAGAACUUGCCACCGUUGCGCUCAGGCCCCACGGAAUUUUCGGACCAGGAGAUCAAGAUGCAACCAGUGUCGACUUGUUCUCUUCAUUAUCGCUUAUAAACUCUGCUUAUCGGCCUGGAUUUACUCCUCUUGCUGAAACCAAGAAAAUCGUAAAAUUAACAAAGUUAGAACGACAAUAUGGAAAUCCAGUUACUAUUUUUCCAGAAAUGUUAGAAAUUUUUGUCAAUGUAAAAAGUAGAGAUGGAUCGAAUUUUGUCGAUGAGUCCACAUCAAAGGACGCUGAGCUAGAUGGCCUUAGAGAUGUUGAUGGAAGCUAG
Messenger RNA from Octopus sinensis (East Asian common octopus), 648 nucleotides. Its product is annotated as sterol-4-alpha-carboxylate 3-dehydrogenase, decarboxylating-like. Gene Ontology annotation, molecular function: 3-beta-hydroxy-Delta5-steroid dehydrogenase (NAD+) activity. The transcript is spliced from 6 exons. NCBI's taxonomy places the organism in Eukaryota, Metazoa, Mollusca, Cephalopoda, Octopoda, Octopodidae. Gene Ontology annotation, biological process: steroid biosynthetic process. The coding region runs from base 1 to 648 and encodes 215 amino acids. The record is from RefSeq and is a predicted model, not a curated record.